This is a messenger RNA of Aphidius gifuensis, 3392 nucleotides long. RefSeq names its product tyrosine-protein kinase Shark (gene Shark). Gene Ontology annotation, biological process: protein phosphorylation; innate immune response; cell differentiation. Gene Ontology annotation, molecular function: signaling receptor binding; ATP binding; non-membrane spanning protein tyrosine kinase activity. NCBI's taxonomy places the organism in Eukaryota, Metazoa, Arthropoda, Insecta, Hymenoptera, Braconidae. The record is from RefSeq and is a predicted model, not a curated record. The transcript has 9 exons. Bases 126 to 2372 code for a protein of 748 amino acids. Gene Ontology annotation, cellular component: extrinsic component of cytoplasmic side of plasma membrane.
ACUGUUUUGACGUUUUAAGUUUUCAGAGAAUGUACUUGUCAUAUUUAAUACUGAAAUAUUAAAUAUUUUUAUUGUUUGACAAAUAAUCUUAUAGCUUUAAUUUUUUUUAUAAAUUAUUUUUAAAUAUGAGCUCAGACGAUGAUAUAUGUUGGUUUCAUGAAAAUUUAUCACGUGAAGGAGCUGAACAACUCCUUCAACAAGACAAUGAAGAUGGUACAUUUCUUGUGAGAGAGAGUAGCACAUCAACUGGUGAUUAUGUUUUGUCUGUGUUAUUUAAUCAAAAUGUUAUUCACUAUCAAAUUAGAAAACACACUGAAGAUGCAUUUUUUUCAAUAGAGGAUGAAAGAACAAUUCAUGGAUUAGAUACACUUAUUGAAUUUUAUCAGGAAAAUAAUCAUGGUCUUGAAAUAGUACUUGUUAAACCAUGUCGUGGUGUACCUCCUCCUCAUGACACUAGAAGACAUGGAAGAACAAAUUUACUUCACCGAGCAACAGUACAAGGAAAUUACACAAUAGUUUCGGAAUUAUUAAAAUGUGGCUACAGAAGUAUUGAAGCUAAAAAUCAACUUGGUCAAACUGCAGUACAUCUUGCAGCAAAAUCUGGUGCUGAUGAUAUUUUAAAUAAACUUAUUGAAAAUAAAGCCAGUGUUAAUUGUCGUGAUUCAGCUGGAUAUACACCUCUUCAUUAUGCAUGCCAGAAUAAUCUUCCAAAUACUGCAAAACUUUUAAUUUUGGGUGGUGCAAAUGUUCAAGCAAGACAUACAGAAACAGGAAUGGUACCAUUGCAUGAAGCUGCAAGUGCAGGACAAAAAGAAGUAAUAAAUGUUUUAUUAUCAAUGAAUGCUCCAGUUUAUCCAAGAACAGUUGAUGAUGAUACUCCACUUGAUUUAGCAAUAAAAAAUGGUCAUCAAGAAUGUGUUAAAUUAUUACAUAAUUAUGAAAUUCCUGCAACAAAAGAAAAAAAAUCUGAUUGGUAUCAUGGUACAUUAGUAAGAAAUGAAGCUGUAUAUCUUCUUAAAAAAAAUGGUAUGAAAGAAGGAGCAUUUCUAGUUCGUCUUAGUGAUCGUUUACCUGGAACUUAUGUGCUCACUGCAAUAUUUCAUAAUCAAUAUUAUCAUUUUCAAAUAAAAAAGAAAAAUGAUUAUUUAUUUAUUGACAAUGGUCCAUAUCUUGCUUCACUUGAGCAUGUUAUUGAGCAUUAUCGAUGUAUGCCAGAUGGUUUACCUGGCCCUUUGGUACACCCAAUACCUCCUGAGCCAAGACCACCAGUUCCAGAAAUGCCAGCAUCAAUAUUCAAUGGCAAUACACUCAAAAAAAAUUCUCACUUAAAAAAAAAUUCAACAAAUCAAUCAUGUAUUGAGGGUACAUCAUCAAUAUCAUCAUCACCAUCAUCAUCAUCGUCAUUUCCAAAUAUUGCAUUUCAAAUGGAUAUAACACCAACAAAAUUAGAAACAAAUUAUGAACAAAAACCCGAUGUAUUUGAAAAAAGUAUUACUUUAAAAACAUCAUUACACUCACAUGAUUUUAUACCUGGUGAUAAUCUUAUAUCUGGUGAGGUAUUAGGUGAGGGUGAAUUUGGUGCUGUUCAUGAGGGUAUUUAUAUUAAUUCAAAUGAUGAAUCAAUACCAGUUGCAAUUAAAACAUUACGUGAUACUGAUAAUAAUUUAACUAAAGAAGAAUUUUUACGUGAAGCAAAACUUAUGAUUAAUUUUAAUCAUUCUUGUAUUGUUAAACUCAUUGGAUUUUUUGAAGGUCCACCUUUACUUAUGGUACAAGAACUUGUACAUCUUGGUUCAAUGCUUGCUUAUCUUCUUGAAUUUCCAGACAGAAUUAAUCCAAAUUUUGAACUUAAACUCUGGGCAUCACAAAUAGCAUCUGGAAUGAAAUAUUUAGAAGAGCUGAGAUUAGUUCAUCGUGAUUUGGCAGCAAGAAAUAUAUUAUUGGCAUCAAGAAAUCAAGCAAAAAUAAGUGAUUUUGGUUUAUCAAGAACAUUUGGUGCAAAUAAUUAUUACAAAGCAACACGUGGUGGUAAAUGGCCCAUUAAAUGGUACGCUCCAGAAUCAUAUAAUUUUGGUACUUUCUCACAUGCAAGUGAUGUUUGGAGUUUUGGUGUAACACUUUGGGAAAUGUAUUCAUAUGGUGCACAACCCUAUGGUGAUAGAAAAGGAGCAGAUGUCACUCAACUGGUAGAAAAAGGUGAACGUCUUCGGAAACCAGAAAAAUGUCCAAUGCCCAUUUAUUUAGUUAUGAAAAGUUGUUGGGAUUAUGAGCCAAAAAAUCGGCCAACUUUUAGUGAACUCAUUGGUAUAUUCAGUGCUGAUCCUGACUAUGCAAAUUUAACAGAUUUAAUGGAUAAUACUGAUAUUGAAUAAUUUUAUUUUUAAAAUUAAUCAUCAUCAUCAUAUAUUUUAUUAAUAUAAAAAAAGUAUAUAAAAGACAAAAAUUUAUAACUCAACUCAAAAUAAUCAUGCUCUUAUUUAUUUGAGCAAAUUUUAAAAAACAACAUUAGAUAAUUUUUUUAAAAAAAGAAUAUUGCCAUUUUUAGAAAAUUUUUUUAUUUUUCUGUGAUGAAAAGUGCCAUUUUUUUUUUUUUUUUUUUUUUUUUUUUUUCUUCCAUUGCACUGUUCAUCUCAUUCACAUUGUACAUAUCAGAGAUAAAUUAAUUUUAUUUUUAAAUUUUUAUUAUAGUCAUAAAAGUAUGAAUUAUCAACGGUAGACAAAAUUAAUCAUAAAUAUAUUUGUACAUGAUAGUUGAAAUUUAUCUUUAAAAAAGAUAAAUUUUUUUUCAACAAUAAUGAAACAUUUUAACGACCAAUGAUUAAUUUUUUUUUCUUUUUUACAAUAUCAAUUAAUUAAUAAAUAAAAAAAAAAAUGAAAUUUAUUCUGGAAAAUCUUCAAUAAUGCCAAUUAAAUUUUUUAUAGUAUCAAUUAUUUUUAAAUCGUUUUUUUUUUUCUUUAGUAACUUGUUUAUCGGUGCUAUACAUAUUAUUUAAACAAUAUUAACAUGAAUUAUGCAAAUAAAUUUAUGAGCUUCCGAAGAAGCUACACAUGUUUAUUAUUCAUAAUUUUUAUUUUAACUAUUUUAUUGUAGCUGUUAAUCUUUUUUAACUGUAUUUUAAAUUUAAAAGUUUCUGUUAUCAUUGUGUAAUUGAAUUAUUUGAUGGACAAAGUAAAAAAUGAAUUGAUUUAUUGUGAAAGUGCUGACACAUUGAGAGGAGAGAUAUGGAAUUUUUUUUUUGUAUAUAUUUAUAUAUUUUUUUUUUCUUUUCUUAGAUUUGUUAGCAAUGAUAAUUUCAAAUGAAAAAAAAAAGAUUCUUUUGUUAUAAUUUGAUUGUUGUUAUUACUGCGUAUAUGUAGCAGUGACAAGAAUUAAUUUUACGAUGACAUUCAUG